AUGCAUGAAGGAGGAAGUCUUGACUCCAGUAGCGGGAUUAAGGUUCAGAAGUUAGGAGAGCCCCUUCAUGCUGAACUAGAGGAUGUAUUGGAAGAGAAACUUCGACAAGAGGUAUGGGACAUGGCCGAAGGUGCAGAGAUUUAUGAGGAUGAAGAUGCAGUGGAGCUCCUCCCUUCGAGACUUUAUUACGAGCCCUCUGAAAGCACGGAUUGGAGACAACAUCAGGGCAGGUGGAUUAAUGCUGGGAAGAGAAAGGCUGAUGAGCUCAGGACCAUGGAGAAAAAUGAGGUUAGGAGGGCUCUUGAGCGCCCCACCCAUUUGCCUCUCAUCGCUGCAGACUAUAAAGUCGUGGAUUUGAUUACCCAUGCCACUGAACAAGUCCAAGAGUUUAAAGAAUUAAGGGAACAGACCGUAACCCUUCAUGACCAACAUCUCAAAAUCAUUUAUGAAGACUUGGUCAACCAAGAGGCAUUGAUUCAUCAUGUCCAUGAUCGAAUUUCUACACUCUUGGGGGCACUUAAAGGGAUGGCCACUAAAAUUCAAACCACCUAUGAUGAAGCAAGGGUCUGCAAAGAGAAAGCAGCAGAUGCAGCGAGAGCGAUGGAAGUGAUGUUUAGGGCCACCCAUGAGAACUUGAUUUUGGAUGAUGAUUAUUACCUCGUCGUCUCUGAAUGCGUUCACGCUAUGAAGAACAGGUUCUUGGAGAGACCGUACAUUACAGAUGGAGCAGAAGGAAUGGGAAAUGGGAUCGGCAACUCUGGUUAA
This is a messenger RNA of Cantharellus anzutake, 765 nucleotides long. RefSeq lists its product as uncharacterized. Lineage: Eukaryota; Fungi; Basidiomycota; Agaricomycetes; Cantharellales; Hydnaceae. The coding region runs from base 1 to 765 and encodes 254 amino acids. The transcript is spliced from 3 exons. The record is from RefSeq and is a predicted model, not a curated record.